UGCCUUCACACCGGGGCCGGGGGCAUGUCUGCUCAUGUUCUGCUCCUCCUCCAGGGGGCCGGGGACCACUGCUACUACCAGGGGAAGCUCCGGGGGAACCCCCAAUCCUUUGCUGCCCUGUCCACCUGCCAGGGGCUGCAGUGAGUACGGGCAGGGGCGGGAGAAGGGGGAAGAGCCUUCGUCCCUGGCCUGGGGAUGCAGGUGGGGACCUGCACCUCUGUCUCUGCAGUGGGGUCUUCUCUGAUGGGAACUUCACCUACAUCGUGGAGCCCCGUGAGAUGGCCAGGCCUCAGGAACCCCCCCAGGUGAGCCCCUCACGGUUCCCUCUGACAGCCCUGGUGCGCACGCACACCCUCGUGGCUUGUCCCAAUGGCUGUCGCUGCCUCCUCCCUUGGUGACCUCAGCCUUACUGCCCUCCUCAGUCACCCCAGCUCUGGUUCCCUCCCCCUGUGCCCUCAGCUCCAAUGUCCCCUCUGUCCCCCAAGUAACCUCCCAUCGGGCUCCAGUGUCCUUUGCCCCUAUCUCUCAGGGCGCCCCCAGGUCUUGACCCCGGAAUCUGAGCAUCUGGGAGAUCAGAUCCGACAUGGGAGCUCUGGCCAGUUCUGGGUCACCCUGGGGUGGGGUGGGGGUGAGGGCUGGAGCUGUCCCCCAUCUGGGCUCAAGAGCAGACCUGGUCACCCCCCCCGCCAAAAACUAAUUCCCCCUCAUUUCAGGGACCCCUUCCCCACCUCAUUUACCGGACCCCUCUCCUCCCAGUCCCCCUCGGAUGCAGGGAACCAGGCUGCCUAUUUGCUGCCCCUGCUCAUUCUGCCCCUGUGAACCGGCCGAGGCUGAGAAGGAAAAGGUCCGCCGGGGCCACCCUACCGUGCACAGUGAAACCAAGUACGUGGAGCUGAUCGUGGUCAACGACCACCAGCUGUUCGAGCAGAUGCGCCAGUCGGUGGUCCUCACCAGCAACUUUGCCAAGUCCGUUGUGAACCUGGCAGAUGUGAUGUACAAGGAGCAGCUCAAUACCCGCAUCGUGCUGGUUGCCAUGGAAACGUGGGCAGAUGGGGACAAGAUCCAGGUGCAGGAUGACCUCCUGGAGACCCUGGCCCGGCUCAUGGUCUAUCGGCGGGAGGGCCUGCCUGAGCCCAGUGAUGCCACCCAUCUCUUCUCGGGCAGGACUUUCCAGAGCACCAGUAGCGGGGCUGCCUACGUGGGGGGCAUCUGCUCCCUGUCCAGGGGUGGAGGUGUGAACGAGUAUGACAACAUGGGCGCCAUGGCAGUGACCCUGGCCCAGACGCUGGGGCAGAACCUGGGCAUGAUGUGGAAUAAACACCGGAGCUCCGCAGGGGACUGCAAAUGUCCAGACAACUGGCUGGGCUGCAUCAUGGAAGACACUGGGUUCUACCUGCCCCGCAAGUUCUCGCGCUGCAGUAUCGACGAGUACAACCAGUUUCUGCAGGAGGGAGGCGGGAGCUGUCUCUUCAACAAGCCCCUCAAGCUCCUGGACCCGCCUGAGUGUGGGAACGGCUUCGUGGAGGCAGGGGAGGAGUGCGACUGUGGCUCGGUGCAGGAGUGCAGCCGUGCGGGCGGGAACUGCUGCAAGAAAUGCACCCUGACUCACGACGCCAUGUGCAGCGACGGACUCUGCUGUCGCCGCUGCAAGUACGAGCCGCGGGGUGUGUCCUGUCGAGAGGCCGUGAACGAGUGCGACAUCGCGGAGACCUGCACCGGGGACUCGAGCCAGUGUCCCCCUAACCUGCACAAGCUGGAUGGUUACUACUGCGAUCAGGAACAGGGCCGCUGCUACGGAGGUCGCUGCAAAACCCGGGACCGGCAGUGCCAGGCCCUCUGGGGCCAUGCGGCUGCUGAUCGCUUCUGCUAUGAGAAGCUGAACGUGGAAGGGACAGAGCGCGGGAACUGUGGGCGCAAGGGGUCAGGCUGGGUCCAGUGCAAUAAACAGGAUGUGCUCUGUGGCUUCCUCCUCUGCGUCAACAUCUCUGGAGCUCCUCGUCUGGGGGACCUAGGGGGAGACAUCAACAGUGUUACCUUCUACCACCAGGGCAAGGAGCUGGACUGCAGGGGUGGCCACGUACAACUGGCUGAUGGCUCCGACCUGAGUUACGUGGAGGAUGGCACAGCCUGCGGGCCCAACAUGCUGUGUCUGGAUCAUCGGUGCCUACCAGCCUCUACCUUCAACUUCAGCACCUGCCCUGGCAGCGGGGCGCGCCGGAUCUGCUCCCACCAUGGGGUCUGCAGCAACGAAGGCAAGUGCAUCUGUCAGCCAGACUGGACAGGCAAAGACUGCAGCAUUCACAACCCCCUGCCCACGUCUCCCCCCACGGGGGAGACGGAGAGAUACAAGGGUCCCAGCGGCACCAACAUCAUCAUCGGCUCCAUCGCGGGGGCUGUCCUGCUCGCAGCCAUCGUCCUGGGAGGCACGGGCUGGGGAUUUAAAAACAUCCGCCGGGGAAGGUACGACCCGACCCAGCAGGGGGCAGUGUGAUGCCGGCCACGUCAUCCCUCCCACUGUCCCUGUCUCCUCCAUCUCAUUCGUCACCUCACAUUCUGUUGAUGGGGAGCUGGGGGCUGAUUCCCCCACCCCUGCUGUCACUGCUGUCGCUACAGGGGUGGGAGAGCCCCGCUCCGGGAAG
This is a messenger RNA of Mirounga angustirostris (Northern elephant seal), 2639 nucleotides long. It is a transcript of the gene ADAM11, whose product is annotated as ADAM metallopeptidase domain 11. The transcript is spliced from 20 exons. The record is from RefSeq and is a predicted model, not a curated record. Gene Ontology annotation, molecular function: metalloendopeptidase activity. NCBI's taxonomy places the organism in Eukaryota, Metazoa, Chordata, Mammalia, Carnivora, Phocidae. Gene Ontology annotation, biological process: proteolysis. The coding region runs from base 767 to 2491 and encodes 574 amino acids.